CCGAAUUAGUAGAUCACCAACCUUGCUCCGGCAUUUAUGAAAUCUUUGGCAUAUAGUGUGCUCCUAACAGUCGGUUCAUUCGGUGUUCUGAGCGGAUUGAUCCUUAGCUCUGCCGGUGGAAAGUGAAUUUGAGUUUUUCCUGGAGGCGAAAAAAGGAACGGGGAAUCGAAUUCAAAAAAAAAAACUUUUGUGCCGUUGCUGAGUGGUGGAAUUUUUUUCUGUGCUAGUGAAAAUUCCCAAAAAGGACUUCGAAAAUGUCGUCGUCAGCCGUAACAACGAAAACGUCCAAGUAUACGUAUAAAUCCACUGGCGGUGGAAGCGCUGAUGUCAGCAUCGAGUACAGCGCUGACUUGAGUGCCUUGUCCAGGCUCGAGGACAAAAUCCGCCUGCUGCAGGAAGAUCUGGAGUCGGAGCGCGGUCUCCGUCAGAGGAUCGAACGCGAGAAGGCCGACCUCAGUGUGCAAGUCAUUCAGAUGUCAGAGCGCCUCGAGGAGGCCGAAGGUGGUGCUGAAAGUCAUUUGGAAAUCAGCCGUAAACGUGACGCCGAACUGUGCAAACUGCGCAAGCUGCUAGAAGAUGUGCACCUGGAAUCAGAAGAAACCGCUCACAUCCUGAAGAAGAAGCACCAGGAAAUCGUUAUCGAUUUCAACGAGCAACUCGAAUCACUGACCAAGGCGAAACAGAGGAUUGAGAAGGAGAAAUCCAAGCUACAGACCGAAAUCUACGAGCUGUUGUCCCAGAUCGAGAGCAUUUCCAAGGAUAAGACCAUCAGUAUUAAAACUAUUGAGAAACUGGAAGUGCAGGUGACUGAACUCAACAUUCGCAUCGAAGAGCUGAACCGCACCAUCGUCGACAUCACCUCCCACAAGACCCGUCUGUCCCAGGAAAAUAUCGAUCUGGUUAAGCACGUUCAGGACCUGAAGAUCAACAUCGAGAGCAUUACCUUCUCGAAGACCCAGCUGAACAGCCAGCUCGAGGAAGCCAGACGCCGUCUGGAAGAAGAUGACCGUCGCCGCUCUAUCCUGGAGUCCACCCUGCACCAGAUCGAAACCGAACUGGAAUCGGUGCGUCUGCAGCUGGAAGAAGAAUCCGAGGCUCGCCUGGAUUUGGAACGUCAGUUGGUGAAGGCUAACGGUGAUGCUGGAACCUUCAAGUCGAAGUACGAAGCCGAAGUUAUGGCUCGCACGGAGGAAGUCGAAGAAAUUCGUCGCAAGUACACCGUCCGCAUCCAGGAAUCCGAGGAACACAUUGAGUCCCUCCAGCUCCGAUUGAGCAAGCUCGAGAAGGAGAAGAGCCGUCUGUCCAGCGAAAUCGAGGUCCUCAUCAUCGACUUGGAAAAGGCCAACAAUGGCAUCCGCGAAUAUACCAAACGUAUCGAAAUUCUCGAGAGAACCAAUAUCGAAAUCAAGACUCGUCUGGAGGAAACCAUUACCCUGUUCGACCAGUCGCAGCGCGAUCUGAGACAGAAGACCCAGGACUACCAGCGCCUGAGCCACGAGCUGGAUGCUACCCGUGAGCAGAAGGACCAGCUUGGCCGCGACAACAACAAGCUGCAGAAGGAUCUUCAUGAGGCCCGCACCUCCGUAACCGAGCUGACACGUCGUCUUCAUGACUAUGAAGUCGAGCUGCGUCGUCUGGAGAACGAGCGUGAGGAGCUAACCGCCGCCUACAAGGAGGCAGAGUCUGGACGCAAAGCUGAAGAGAAGCGUGCUCAGGCUUUGUCCGCUGAGUUUGGCCAGUUCCGUCACGAUACUGAGCGCCGUCUGUUGGAGAAGGAAGAGGAGAUCGAAGUUAUUCGCAAGCAGACCAGCAUCGAAAUCGAACAGCUGAAUGCUCGCGUCGUCGAGGCCGAGACCAAGCUGAAGAGCGAAGUGCAGCGCAUCAAGAAGAAGCUGCAGAUUCAGAUCACCGAACUGGAAAUGUCCCUGGAUGUGGCCAACCACACCAACAUUGAGCUGCAGAAGACUAUCAAGAAACAGUCCCUUCAGCUGACCGAAAUUCAGGCCCACUACGAGGAUAUCCAGCGCCAGCUGCAGUCCACCGUGGAUCAGUACGGCAUUGCCCAGCGUCGUAUUCUGUCCCUGACUAGUGAGCUGGAAGAGAUUCGUGUCAACUACGACAGCUCGCUCCGCUCGAAACGCCAGGUUGAGGUUCAGCUGGAGGAAGCCAGCUCCCGUAUCAACGAGCUUUCGGUCAGCAACGCUAACUAUGCUUCCCUCAGAAGCAAGCUUGAACAGGAACUGCAGACUCUGGCUGGCGACUACGAAGAAGUCUCUCGCGAGCUGCGUGUCAGCGACGAGCGUUACCAGAAGGUCCAGGUUGAACUUAAGCACACCGUUGAAUUGCUCCACGAAGAACAGGAAAGAAUUGUCAAGAUUGAAACCAUCAAGAAAUCCCUGGAAGUCGAAGUCAAGCAACUUUCUAUCCGUCUUGAAGAGGUUGAAGUCAACGCUGUCGCCGGUAGCCGUCGUAUCAUCAGCAAGUUGGAGGCCCGUCUGCGUGACAUUGAAGUCGAACUUGAGGAGGAGAGAAGGAAGCACGCCGAAACCAUCAAGAUUCUGCGCAAGAAGGAACGUUCGGUCAAGGAAGUAUACAUCCAGAUUGAAGAAGACCAGAAGAACAUCCAGAUACUGCAGGACGCCCUGGAAAAGUCCAACCAAAAGAUUGCUGCCUACAAGCGUCAGCUAGUCGAACAGGAACAAUGUUCGCAACAAAGUGUCACCAAGGUACGCCGCUUCCAGCGCGAGCUCGAAGCCGCUGAAGACCGUGCCGACGUGGCCGAGAGCAACUUGCACCUGGUUCGUGCCAAACAUCGUACCUUUGUUACCACCUCCACCGUGCCCGGAUCUCAAGUUUACCUAGUCCAGGAAACAGUCAGAACCGUCAAUGAGUCAUCGUCUUAAAUUUCCCUAACAAAAAUUGAUGAGGAAGGGGAGCCCCAAAACCAUUCAAUCCCGUGACAUCUGGGAGAAGUGGCAUAACGCACCAAAUUAUCUUUCAUUUUCAUCAUUUCCGUUUUGUUUUGUUAUGUUUUGUCCAUCAGUUAUUUUCUGUUCAACCCUGUUUUAGUUUCUGUUAUAUCAGUUGAAAGUUUUGUGUAGCUUUUUAUUUACCAUUUACCAACGCGCACAAACGAUCGAAUGAAGAAGAAAAAACAAUCUCUUUAUAAAACCAAGUUGUUGUUAACCAUCGCACCCAUAACAAGUGGUAUUUUUCAUACAAUGAUUCCCAAGAUAUAAGCCCGCACUUACGAAGAAAUGUGAAGCUCUUACUAAGCAAACAAAAAACAACUAGCCGCCAUUUUGAACAACAUUCUUACUAGAUGGAAAAGAAGGAAAAUACAAUGGGUAGAGGAAACAAGAUGAAGCAAGAACACCGCCUAUAUGAUAAUUACUAGCAAUCUUACCAACCGUAAGCAGGAGUUAUGAGAUAAAGAUCAAAACAUUAUAUUACUUUUGUAUAUUAAUAAUCUUUAUAAUGAAUGAAUAUUAUUGAUUCAAUAAAACCGGAAACAUAAGAA
Messenger RNA from Toxorhynchites rutilus septentrionalis, 3520 nucleotides. RefSeq names its product paramyosin, long form (gene Prm). Gene Ontology annotation, cellular component: myosin complex; cytoskeleton; cytoplasm. The record is from RefSeq and is a predicted model, not a curated record. The transcript has 10 exons. The coding region runs from base 255 to 2903 and encodes 882 amino acids. Gene Ontology annotation, biological process: peptidyl-threonine phosphorylation; actomyosin structure organization. Gene Ontology annotation, molecular function: protein serine/threonine kinase activity. NCBI's taxonomy places the organism in Eukaryota, Metazoa, Arthropoda, Insecta, Diptera, Culicidae.